This is a messenger RNA of Staurois parvus, 348 nucleotides long. NCBI's taxonomy places the organism in Eukaryota, Metazoa, Chordata, Amphibia, Anura, Ranidae. The record is from the annotation of a GenBank genome assembly.
CACUAAUAUGCAGCACUGAAUAGGCGGCACUGAUAGGUGACACUGAUUAUGGGUACUGAUAGACGGCACUGACUGGCAUCAUGAUGGGCACUGACUGGUGGCAUGGCACAGGUGGGUGAACUGCUGGGCACAGGUGGGGGCACUGCUGGGCACAGGUGGGGGCACUGCUGGGCACGGGUGGGCGGAACUUGCGGGUGUCACUGCUGGGCACCGAUCAUCAGGGCACUGGUGAUCAGUGACCCUGAUGAUCGGUGCCGAUCCCCGCUCUGACAACUGCCGGUUCUCGGCAGUACUUUCCUCACGAUCUGACAGCGUGAGGAAAGUGCAGCCGAGAACCGGCACUUGCAU